ACCUCCAACCAGCUCGAUCCUACCUGCCUUGUGCGCCUCAGCCGCGCUGCGCUGCCUCUUUUUCCUUCACACCUUGUUGCCGAGAUCGGCCUGAACAGCCUUUGAGUGACUUGGAACCGAGAAACGUCUACCAUGUCAACACCAUUCAGACAAGAUAUGCCGCCCGCAGGGGGUUUCGAGGCUGUCAAGUACAAGCGCAACCUGCCGUUCCGCGGACCGAGUGGGCUCGUUAUUCUCGGCGGUGUCACGGCGGUCUGCGCCUAUGGCUUCUACCGCGUUGGAAAGGGCAACCUUGAGAAGAGGGAGCUCCAGCGCGAGAAGGUGUGGUCGCGCAUUCACUUGGUGCCUCUUCUCCUGGCGGAGGGCGACCGUGACGCGUACCGACGUCAGCAAGCGGCGCUUGCACGGGAGAGGGAGAUCAUGAAGGAUGUGCCGGGCUGGGAGGCGGGAAAGAGUGUCUACAACAAGCCCAACCACCGGUCUGCGGAGACGAUCGUGGUUAUAUGAUGGUAGCGCGUUUUCCUAGUAUCAGCGCGUCGAGCAAUCCGAAUCAGUCGUUGAUGAGCCACAGCUUCG
Messenger RNA from Trametes versicolor FP-101664 SS1, 576 nucleotides. RefSeq lists its product as uncharacterized. NCBI's taxonomy places the organism in Eukaryota, Fungi, Basidiomycota, Agaricomycetes, Polyporales, Polyporaceae. The coding region runs from base 157 to 507 and encodes 116 amino acids. The transcript is spliced from 5 exons. The record is from RefSeq and is a predicted model, not a curated record.